Messenger RNA from Seminavis robusta, 1167 nucleotides. The record is from the annotation of a GenBank genome assembly. Lineage: Eukaryota; Bacillariophyta; Bacillariophyceae; Naviculales; Naviculaceae.
AUCGAAUCUGUGAUUCCGGGUCAUCGAAGUUACUGUUCUCAUCUCACUUUCGAUCCCAAAGAACCAAAGACCAAAGAACCUUGUCACAAGUUAUCGAGGAGGCCAUCACAAUCGCACAGAGUAGAACAAAUCGACACGAUGGCAGAGGCAGAAGCUAAAGAAGAAGAGCCAAAGGUUGAGGAACCCAAGGAGGAAGGCGCCAAGGCAGGAGAAACUGAAACGCCAAAAGAUGAAGCAGCGAAAGUCGGGCCAGAAGACCGAAGCAAAGGAUCAAUGCCUGAUCCUUCCAGUCUGAUGGGAGACGGUCCAAAGGAAGAGCUUGCAGAAGUAGAACAGUUGGGUACCAUCAGUCUCGAAACUCUGAAUUCUUAUAACUGCAACAACCCUGAUCGACGUUUAAUGUGUUUGUUUGGUGUGGUAUACGAUGUUACUUCUGCCGUGAAGAAGUACGGACCGGAUGGAUCCUAUUCUGAGUUUGCGGGCCAUGAUAUCACCCUCACACUGGGCGCAGGCCAGAUGGGUGAUAAGUGGCUUGAUAAAUACAUCAAAUAUGAUCCGGCUUGGAAGGAAGGGGCGGAAAAGUGGGUGGACUACUACGCUGCAAAGUAUCCAAAGUGUGGUUUCCUUGACAAGUGGAAUGAAGAUCCAGAUAGCUGGCCUGCACCCUCCGACGAAGAGCGGGAAGCCCUCAAUUCGCAAUGCCUAAUUUUGUAGAGCUGAUGGUUGUGAUUGGAUCUCUCGAAUUCUGAAUUGAUAUAUUGGCAAUUCUUGGUUCCUGAAACUGUGUCUAUCCGUAUCCGUGGUUAGCUUGAGCCUUGGAAGCAAGACCGUGGUUUUGCACAGUCAGUCAACAAAGCUAAAAGGUUUAUUAACACGACAAUCUGCAUCAUCAUACUUGAUCAUGCCAAGACCUAGCUAGAAAGGCAAUCACACCAUUAAAGAAGCAUAAUCCACCCCUGCAAUCUUUACGGUACAUGAUGCAGACGUCAGCCAUUACCCAAGUCUUACAGCUCGUCUUGCUAGAAGACAUGGAAUCUCCUUUUCUGUUUCUGUAGUGAAGGCUGAUUGUUGCCGUAGUAUCGGGCGAGAUCAAUAGAUGCCGAAUGGAAUCACCAUGGAUCGAUCUGAGUGCAUGCCGAAGCUAGUUAGCGGUCCGCACCGUAUCUG